UUCUCUGACACGGGCAGCAGAAAAGAACAUGUUAAAAUCACAAGUGAGUCCAAACCAGGGUUCCUGGAGAGGCUCAGCGAGACUUCUGGAGGCAUGUUGAUGGGACUUGUGACUUUUCUUCUGUCUUUCUACCUUCUUUUUACCAAUGAAGGACGAGCUGUAAGGACAGCGAAAUCCCUUGAUGAAGGGCUUUCUCUUGUGGUCCCUCUUGAUAGCAUCCACAGUGUGUCUCAGCAGAAUGAAGGAAGACUGGUGCACUUAGCUGGCUCUCUGAGUACAUCUAAGCCUUUGUUUGAUCCCAGCUAUGGGCUCUCCAUCCAGGCUGUCAAACUUAAGCGUAACGUGGAAAUGUACCAAUGGGUUGAAUAUGAAGAUUCCAAGGAAUAUGAAGAGAAUGGUGAGAUUAAGAAAGAGACAAAGUAUUCAUACAAUACUGAGUGGAAAUCGGAAGUUGUGAACAGCAGAAACUUUGAUCGAGAAAUUGGACACAAGAACCCAAGUGCCAUGGCUGUGGAGUCUUUCACUGCUGUUUCUCCUAACGUCCAGAUUGGCAGCUUUGUUCUUUCCAAGGGUCUUGUGGAUAAAAUUGACAACUUCAAGCAGCUGAGCCUGUCGCACCUCGAGGAUCCACACGCUGAUGUCACCCGAGGAGGAGAUUACUUUUACCACAGCGAGAACCCCAGGCGCCCAGAGGUAGGAGACCUUCGUGUCUCAUUCUUCUAUGCAGGUCUGAGUGGAGAUGACCCCCAUCUGGGCUCUGCUGAUAAGGUGACUGUGAUUGCUCGUCAGCGAGGCGACCAGCUGGUUCCCUAUCAUACCAAGUCUGGAGAUGUCCUGCAGAUUCUGUACCUUGGGGAUCUCUCUGUGGAGGAAGUGUUUCAGAAAGAGCAUGAGAGUAACACCAUGAAGACCUGGGCCCUCCGUGCAGCAGGCUGGCUGGCAAUGUUUGUAGGCAUCAGCCUAAUGACCAGAAUCUUUUACACUUUAGUGGAUUGGUUUCCUGUUGUGAGGGAUCUGGUUAACGUUGGACUAAAGGCGUUUGCCUUCUGCGUGGCCACUUCGCUGUCGCUGCUGACCGUCUCCGUGGGCUGGCUCUUCUACCGCCCGCUCUGGGCCUUGCUGGUCGGGCUGCUCUCCGUCCUCCCCAUCCUGGUCGCCAAGUCCCGCGUCCCCCCGAAGAAGCAGCAGUGA
Messenger RNA from Merops nubicus (carmine bee-eater), 1191 nucleotides. It is a transcript of the gene TMEM43, whose product is annotated as transmembrane protein 43. The transcript is spliced from 11 exons. The record is from RefSeq and is a predicted model, not a curated record. The annotation marks the transcript as partial. Lineage: Eukaryota; Metazoa; Chordata; Aves; Coraciiformes; Meropidae. Gene Ontology annotation, biological process: nuclear membrane organization. Gene Ontology annotation, cellular component: nuclear inner membrane.